AUGAAGUUGACGAAGUGGCAGGAGGUUCUUAAAUUUUGCGGCGAGAACAAGCUUCUCGUUAUGACGAUGUUCAGUGUAUUUCUAGGGGUAGUUCUAGGAUUCGCGCUUCGGCCAUUUAAUCUCUCACCGGAAACGCUGCAGCUCAUCAAUUUUCCCGGUGAAAUUUUCAUGCAAGUUCUCAAAAUGAUGAUUUUGCCACUAAUUUUUUCAUCGCUAAUUUCUGCUCUCGCUCAAAUGGAUGCCAAAGAAUCCGGACAAAUGGGUGUUUGCACAGUAGCUUAUUACCUCACAACAGCAACAAUGGCUACAGUGCUCGGCAUUAUUCUAGUUACUGUAAUUCAUCCAGGAGAUCCUUCGAUUAAAGGCACAGAUGUGAGUGAUGUGCCAACUGGAGGAAAGGUCUCUCCACUUGACACGUUUCUUGAUUUAGUCAGAAAUAUGUUUCCUGAGAAUAUCGUUCAAGCAACCUUCGAAAGAAUGCAGACGACUUAUGUGGCCACUAGGCCUAAAAUAGCUUCUAAAAAUGGAAGUAUUGAGAAUAUUAUUGUAAAACGAGACAUAGCAAUGACAAAAGGAAUGAACAUUCUUGGAAUAAUCGUGUUCUGCACCGGUUUCGGAAUCGUGAUGUCACAACUUGGCGAACGUGCUCGAAUCGUCGUCGACUUCUUCGUAAUUCUCGACGCUGUCAUUAUGCGUUGGGUUGUCACACUGAUGUGGUUCGCACCAUUGGGAAUCACGUGUCUCAUCUGCGGAAAUCUUCUCGAACUCGACGAUUUAUCCGAUAUUGCGACCGUCUUAGCUCUUUAUACAUUCACAGUUUCCGCGGGAUUAAUCAUUCACACAAUCACCACUGUUCCCGUUAUGUAUUUUCUGAUCACUCGCAAGAACCCGAUUCCAAUAUUUAAAGGAACAAUCCAGGCGUUUGUGACCGCUUUUGGAACAGCCUCCAGCGGAGCGGCCCUUCCGAUGUCAAUGCAAUGUCUCGAAGAGCAAUGCGGCGUUGAUCGUCGAAUUUCAAGAUUUGUGCUUCCAUUGGGAAGUACAAUAAACAUGGAUGGAAACGCGUUGUACGAAGCGGUCGCCGUGAUUUUCAUUGCUCAACUAAACAACGUGCAGCUCUCGUUCGCGGAAAUAUUGACUGUCAGUAUUACUGCGACCGUCGCCUCCAUCGGACUCGGAUCCGUACCAGCCGGUCUUGUUUCGAUCCUUCUCAUUCUCAACACUGUUGGUCUUCCGAUUCGCGAUGUGUCUAUGCUUUUCACAGUUGAUUGGUUCUUGGAUCGCCUUCGAACCGCCGUCAACGUUCUCGGCGAUGCUUAUGCGGCCGCUGCUGUUCAGCACGUGCUGCAGGAAAAGCUCGACAAAACUGACGCGAGACACGAUUACAAAUCAGAAAUCAAAGAGGAAAUUGAAAUGCUCAACUGCUCAAUGAACAUACAGCAGCCAGUUCAAGGAUAG
Molecule: messenger RNA, 1458 nt
Organism: Caenorhabditis bovis
Lineage: Eukaryota; Metazoa; Nematoda; Chromadorea; Rhabditida; Rhabditidae
Source: the annotation of a GenBank genome assembly